This is a messenger RNA of Aspergillus homomorphus CBS 101889, 1126 nucleotides long. RefSeq names its product protein tyrosine phosphatase-like domain-containing protein. Gene Ontology annotation, biological process: very long-chain fatty acid biosynthetic process; fatty acid elongation; sphingolipid biosynthetic process. The coding region runs from base 194 to 889 and encodes 231 amino acids. The record is from RefSeq and is a predicted model, not a curated record. NCBI's taxonomy places the organism in Eukaryota, Fungi, Ascomycota, Eurotiomycetes, Eurotiales, Aspergillaceae. The transcript has 4 exons. Gene Ontology annotation, molecular function: 3-hydroxyacyl-CoA dehydratase activity. Gene Ontology annotation, cellular component: endoplasmic reticulum membrane.
AUCCUAGGUAGAUAAUUUCCUUGUCCAACCUCAACCCGCGUAUUUAAAUUUACCCCGGCCAGGACCCUUCACCACGGGGCUCCCUGAUUCCUCGGCCGUCCAAUUCUCAACGCGAAGCUUGACUCGACCUCUUGUUCCUCUUGCUACUACUAACCCCAUUUAGAACCAACUUGCACCCAUACACACUCCAAAAAUGCCCACCACCACGACCACCAAACCCCCGGUAAAACGGGCUAAGCCAACCACCAACAACCCGCUAACAAAACCCUAUUUAACCCUCUACAACGCCCUGAACUUCACCCUCUGGGCCACCUGCGCGGUCCACGGCCUCACCCUGCUCGGGGCGGGCACUGCACCCCCGACAAUCUUCCACAAAGUCUACCCCCUGCUCCAGGCGACGCAAUCGCUGGCGCUCCUCGAGAUCCUGCACAGUCUAGCGGGGCUCGUCCGCGCGCCCGUCACCACGACAGCGAUGCAAGUCGCCAGCCGGAUCCUGCUGGUAUGGGGGAUCAUGUAUCCGUUCCAGGGGGAGAUUGUCGGGAACGAGGGUGUGGGGUCUGCGCAGACGGGCGAUUAUGCGUUCCUGGGGUGUCUUGCUGCUUGGGGCGUUACCGAGUGCAUUCGGUAUGGGUUCUUUGUGCUGCAGGUUUCUGGGGUCGGGGUGCCCGGUUUCUGGGCUUGGUUGAGGUAUAAUACGUUCUAUGUGCUUUAUCCGCUGGGGAUCAGCAGUGAGUGUGUUAUGGUGGUUAAGGCGCUGGGGCCCGCGGCGCAGCUGAGUGCGCUUUAUUGGUGGUUCCUUGUUCUUGUGCUGGGGAUUUAUGUGCCUGGGUCGUAUAUUCUCUACACGCAUAUGAUUGCGCAGAGGCGCAAGGCGAUGAAGAAGGACUAGGUAUCUGGGCUGUGCUGGUAGUCAGUGGGUAUACUGGGGACUCUUUAGAGCCAGUGUACAGGUUUGGAUUGAGGUGACCAGGAAGCUGAAAGGAAGGGGGGUCCGGGGGUUCUCCCCCGGGACGCUUACGAGCCAGUGUACAGGAUUGAGGUGAUCAGGCAGCUGAAAGAAAAGGGGGGUCCGGGGGUUCUCCCCCGGGACGCCUUAGAACCAGUUGUUCACUGCGAAUCAGGUUCU